Centropristis striata (black sea bass) is the source of this 4096-nucleotide messenger RNA. Its product is annotated as lysosome membrane protein 2-like. The coding region runs from base 374 to 1936 and encodes 520 amino acids. Gene Ontology annotation, molecular function: scavenger receptor activity. Gene Ontology annotation, cellular component: lysosome; membrane; cytoplasm. NCBI's taxonomy places the organism in Eukaryota, Metazoa, Chordata, Actinopteri, Perciformes, Serranidae. Gene Ontology annotation, biological process: protein targeting to lysosome; receptor-mediated endocytosis. The record is from RefSeq and is a predicted model, not a curated record. The transcript has 13 exons.
CUCCGUGGCAGAUCUUUUCUUUAUUUAUUGAGUGCGUCUUCAGAUCGCCAGUCCUUUAACUCUGACUCAGAGCACCUCGUGGCAGAUAAGCCGCUUCAUUAUUAACAACGAGCAAACAGCUUUCUGUAACGAGGAAACAUCUCCAACCGUUACUCGGCGAGCAGAAAGCGACCCUGUUGCUUCAACUUUACCAACAAAAGGAAGAAGAAAAGCAGCGGGGAAGGAAAGGUUUGAGCGCCUGUGUCUCAGUCUAUUGCAGCAAAACUUUCGAAGAGUUGUGUCGGAAGGCUGACUCAACCUAACGGAACACUAACGUCUCCAUCCAUCCAUCCAUCCAUCAAGAGUGUCGCUGUGUGUGCGAGCACCUGCAAACAUGACCCGAAGAUCCUGCGCGAUUUAUGCGGUCGGGAUCAUCUGCGCCACCCUGCUGGUCGUUGGGAUUGGCUUAGUUGUGGGUCAAGUUUUCCACACGUUGAUGCAUAACCGCCUCAAAAAGGAGAUCGUCUUGGUAGAGGGCAGCCGUGUGUUUGAUUCAUGGAAAAAACCUCCCCCUCCUGUCUACAUGGAGUUCUUUUUCUUCAAUGUGACCAAUGAGGCUGAGUUCCUUGAAGGAGCCAAGCCAGAGGUCAAGCAGAUCGGACCCUACACGUACAGGGAGUACAGGUAUAAGGACAAUGUGAGCAUGGUGGAUGAUGGAGAAAAGGUGUCUGCAUACAACACAAAAAGCUUCGUGUUCCUGAGAGAGAAGUCUGUGGGAGACCCAGCUGUGGAUCGCAUCACCACUGUCAACAUCCCUGCUUGGGCUGUGAUGAACAAGGUGAAAGGUAGCUUCUGGAAAUCGUCCAUGGUGUCCAUCUGGAUGAACUCUAUUGGGAGCGGCCUCUUCACUACUCGCACAGUAGAUGAAUUGCUGUGGGGCUAUGAAGAUGCUCUGCUAGCACGUAUCGCUCCCACCAAUCCUGAUGUGGAGAAGGUCUUCGGCCUCAUGUACAAGAAAAACGGGUCUAAUGAUGGAGAAUUCAUCUACCACACUGGGCAGCAGAACUACAUGGAUUAUGGCCGCGUCGAAACGUGGAAAGGCCAAAGCCAGCUGACCUUCUGGUCGACUAACCAAAGCAACAGCAUCAAUGGAUCAGAUGGAAGUGCUUUCCAUCCCCUGUUGGACAAGAAUGAGCGCAUUUACAUCUUCACUCCAGACCUCUGCAGGUCUAUCCACAUGGAGUUUGAGAAAGACGUGGAGGUGAAAGGAAUCCCAGCUUACCGAUUCACACCACCGCGCGCUGUUCUGGCCAGCAAAUGGGAGAACCCAGCCAACGAGGGAUUCUGCAUCACCCCAGAGGAGUGCCUGGGAACUGGCCUUCUUAAAGUCAGCCCCUGUCGGAAAGGUGCCCCAGUGGUCGCCUCCUUUCCUCAUUUCUACCUGGGAGAGUCUAAAUAUGUGGAUGCCAUUGAAGGAAUGUCCCCUCAAAGAGAGCACCACCAAACGUUCCUGGACCUUAACCCGAUUACUGGAGUGAUUGUUCGUGCUAACAAGAGAGCACAGAUAAACAUCCUGAUGAACAGAAUCUCUGGAUUCCCGAAAACGAGACUCUUGAACGACACAAUCUUUCCUGUCAUGUUCCUCAAUGAGAGCGUGGUGAUUGAUGAUGCGUCUGCAGCGAGAGUUCACAAGCUGCUGCUGAUUGUCAAGGUAGUGCCCAACUUCCCGCUCUUCAUUGUGGGACUGGGCGGCAUCAUGCUCGCAGUCUUGAUCAUCCUUCUGGUCCGGGCCCGCAAACAGGAGAAUGAAGUUAAGCGCACUGUGUUUACCAAGCCUCUCUAUGCUACCUCGACCGAAGACGACACUUCUUACUCUCCAGUGAGUGACAAGGAGAAAGAAGAUCCUCAAAAUGGAACCUAUAUUGAUUUGACACCUAAAGGCGACCCACAAGUUUGAGGAGGAAGGGAAUGGUCAGAAGGGGGUUUAGUGCGUGGACAACCCUCAGAAUAAAAAAUAGGGAUUUGGGUUUUCAGGAGAGAGAGAAAAUUGUCAAUAUCUCCUUUAUGAUUGUAAAACUUUGGGGUGGGAAGGGCAAUGGACAGGAACAUGUCUUUAGUCUCAAGCAUACCGUACUGUAUGUACUUAAUUUUAGCCGUGAAAAACUACCAAAAGUCCAUUUCUAGCACGCUGUAUUCCCAGAAACAGUUUGACAUUCAUUCAGAAAAAACUGUGUGUCAAGCUCAACAUUUUGCUGUUUGGUUAAAUCAGUUGCUGAAAGCUGCGGCUCUCUAAUAAGUAGAGAUGGAGAGCUAAACAAACAAAAAACACCCUGUAAUCCUCAUCUGUGGGAUAAAUUUGAUUUCAGUGCUGUGGCCUUGCCUCAUUCUCUGUUUGUGCCUUUAGAUUUUUAGCCACUGACGACUAUAAAACAGAGGAUAGAUGGUGAUAAGGGACCAGGGUAGUGAAGUUCAUAAACUGUGAGUUUUUUUAGACGUCACUCUCAGGGGCUUUCUUAGACUCUAUUAAACAUUAUUAAAGAAAGGGGGCAGAAGCUAAACACACGCCAAGUCUCCUCCUUGUGAAGGCCUUAAAUCAAUUCAGUAUUACUACGUUUCAUUUGCAUCCUUAACUAAAUGUUACGCAACAUUUUCACAGCUCAUUAUUGUUUUUCACUGUAUUUAGAGGGACAUCUGCGAACAUCAUCAGCACCACACCUGAGCAACCUUUCAGAGUAUAUUUUUGUAUAUAUACAGUAAGAGGUGUGUUGAGCUGAUUAUAUUCCUCCUAGUGUGCGAUGGGAAUGAAUAUCAGACAAAACGCUGUAUAUUUUGGAUAUUUUCAUUUUUGUAAAAUAAGAAGUCCAUCUCGUUUUUUUGUAAAUGUUAAUGUAGAAAUGUUUGAAUGAAGAAGAUAUUGAGUUAGAGCUUCACAGUUGUGUUCUAGCGCUAUAAUGGGCAGCACCUUUAUCAGCCAUGACAAUGAUUCACAGUACUGAAUUUAUGUGUUUUUAUUGUAUUUUUGCCCUGCAUAACUGCUUACAUUAACUAACCGCCACAUUAUAAUGUAAUCCAGUUUAUUAUCAUUUCAAAAUAUGCUUCUUUGAUGCUAUUGUUGGAGGCCUGACUGACACUAUUGGUGCUGAAUACACCAAACAGACUUUUUUGUUUUUCCAAUUAUUUGUGCCAAUACAUCUCAAAACUCAUGAAGGUUCAAUAUGAAGAAACGCUGCAGUUGUGCCUUUUUUUUUUUUUUAAAGAAUCACUGUUACUGAAUUUGUAGUUUUCACAUAUUUGUGAAACCUUGUCAUAGCAACUUAUCUACUCUCAAGUGCAUAUUGUUUCCUUCCAAAUACCAAACAAAACUGGUAGAAGUUUUUAUAGUUUUUUUCUUACCGGCAGGGUCAAACUGCACUUUGAAAACACUUUGCUUGAAUGACGGAUUGUUUUAUAUGCAGAGCUUCAGCUUUUUCACUUAAGGCUGGUGGAAAUGUUAGAUUUCAGGUGCCAUUUAAUGUAUUAUACGUAGAAUGCUGCAGAAUUGCUGCAUUUGGACUGUGUUCAGCUGAGCUUUUAUUACUGCUCUUAUUCUUAGUUGUAACAUUUUAUGGAUGAAUGAGUUACUUCAUACCACCUCGUCAGUAAUCAGCAAUAAAUAUUAUCAGGCAAUAGCGGAGAAGCUGUUUCAUUUAGAAAUUUCUGCUUCCACAUUUGAUUUUUACUAUUUGUGUUUUAAUGUAUACUUUAAUCAGUUGUGUGCCAUAGAAAACUCAAUGAAAAUAGAAGAAAUUCAAAAGGAAUCCAUAUUAAUGUGUCAUCACAAAUCAAUGACAAAAAAUGGUUGAAACAAUGCUUUUAAUGCAAAAACUACAGUAUUACACCAUAUCAGAGUUGUGGUUAAAAAGUUUAAAUUAUUUUGUUGGUAAAAACCAAAACACAAAAGUAUCACACGGACUGAACGCUGUACUAUUUUGUGCCACACUUUAAUAACAGAUUAUAUUUUCUGAAAUGAUCUUUACAGCUAUAACCACUUAUUCUUCUAAUUGUCAGCUUGUUUGGAAAUGUUGACUGUUAAUACUGUUUUUACUGUGUACACAAAAAUAAAAGUAGUUUCAGUAAA